This is a messenger RNA of Diaporthe citri, 1041 nucleotides long. RefSeq lists its product as uncharacterized. The transcript has 2 exons. The record is from RefSeq and is a predicted model, not a curated record. Lineage: Eukaryota; Fungi; Ascomycota; Sordariomycetes; Diaporthales; Diaporthaceae. The coding region runs from base 1 to 1041 and encodes 346 amino acids.
AUGCCAGAGGGAUACAUGAACGAGAUUGGGUAUACUGCAGAUCGCUUCGACAGCUUUGACGAAGAAGAUGACUUUCUCGACGUCCAGCAAAGUCAUAAGUACCAGGUCGUGUUCGCCCUGCUGUCGUCCAUCCUUCUCCUCUACACUCCAACGCCAUCACCGGAACCGUCACAUCUUCAGCUGCAACUGAAAGAUCCAGAAUAUGCAGGAAGAGGACUUAGGUCUCAUUCAUUGAGGAAGUUGUCUUGCCUCCUGACCGCAGACGUGGCAGCACUGAGCUUUGACCAUCUACUGAAUUGCUUCGGACAGCUUAAAUUCCAGCCAAUGAGUGAAUCAUCACAAGAUCACAAACCGAUCAUUGCCAGCAAUAUCAACUACUAUAUACUAUCCAAGGUCACCGGCAUUCGUGUGGUCUGGGUUGACUGUCUGAGUCUCCAUCUCGAAUUCGACAGGCGCAGCAUGACCCUGAAACUGUUCCGAUUUCCCUCAUUCUGUGCCAUGCUUGCUAUCCCAAGAGAAUCGAAGGCUACGAUUUUUGACAGCAUCUUCCAAAGCCAAAAGGGUGAUUUCGAGUCCUACCACACAAAAGCUCAGAACUCGACCGUAUAUAGUCAGGACUUCUUUGUUGAGGUCUUAUGCUCAUACAGAAUUCUGUUCAGCCAACAAAAGAACGCCCGAGAGCUAUAUUCCGAGCAUUUCCGAGUGUCAAGCUCCCGACAAGCAGACCACGAGGUAGAUCCCCUUCGAGAUCAAAUCUGCGGCAUGCCAUCACACAGCAAUGUCUUGUUUGAUCAGAUCGAAGCCUUCCCAGAGAAGUCCACCUACUGGUCUGAUUCCGAUUUUCCCAAUCUGGGGGAUAGACUGUUGGAACUCCAAAACUUUGUCGUCUCCCAGGACUCGGGCACUUUUAGAGCCCUCUGGUACGAUGUGAGAGACCUGAACCGAUUCUGGACGUUUUGGGCCGUGGUCGUAUUUGGCGUCACGUCCAUCAUUUUGUCUAUGAUCCAGACUGUUCUCGCCGGACUGCAGAUCAGAUGUUGA